AUGCCGCCUCAAUCUCGAAACAUAGUACCUAAUGUUCCAGAUGGAUGGAAGGGUGUAUUUGAUGAAGAAUAUCAAACAUGGUUCUUUGUCGACUUGAAGACUCGUAAUUCACAGUGGGAAGCACCCGCAGGGACAACAUGGCCUGGAAUAAACAAUCAAGAGAGAUCCAAGGAGCAUGAUCCACCUCCUUUAUAUGAGCAAGUUGUAUCGCAGACUCCAGGGGGGCAGCAACCUGCGCCGGCAGGCCCUGUGGGAAUUGGUUAUGUGCCUCAGCAGCAAACGUUUGGAGCUCAGCAGCCUAUUGCGGGUGGGCAGCCGGUAUAUGGAGCUCAACCGUCUUAUGGUCAACAGCCUAUGUAUCCUCAACAGCAACAGCAACCAAUGUACAUGCAGCAGCAGCAGCAAACCGGGCGUAAAUCAGGUAUGGGGUCUACGGCAGCGGGUGCUAUGAUUGGUGCAGGUACAGGUUUGGUUGCGGGAUCAUUGUUGACAAGCGCAAUGAUGCCCAGUUAUUCUGAUUCCUCCUAUAUAGACGGGUAUGAGCAAGGGUACCAUGAUAGAGGUGGUGACGUUGGAGGUGGUGACGUUGGCGGUGGUGACGUUGGAGGUGGUGGCUUUGGAGGCGGUGGUGAUUUCGGUGGUGAUUUCGGUGGUUUUUAA
This is a messenger RNA of Eremothecium cymbalariae DBVPG#7215, 660 nucleotides long. It is a transcript of the gene WWM1, whose product is annotated as Wwm1p. The coding region runs from base 1 to 660 and encodes 219 amino acids. The record is from RefSeq and is a predicted model, not a curated record. The transcript has a single exon. Gene Ontology annotation, molecular function: protein binding. NCBI's taxonomy places the organism in Eukaryota, Fungi, Ascomycota, Saccharomycetes, Saccharomycetales, Saccharomycetaceae.